Symbiodinium sp. CCMP2456 is the source of this 1398-nucleotide messenger RNA. Lineage: Eukaryota; Dinophyceae; Suessiales; Symbiodiniaceae. The record is from the annotation of a GenBank genome assembly.
AUGUUGCAUCACGUCUGGCAGUGGCGGACUUCUAGUCCACUCGCUUCCAAGACUUGCAGAAGGUUUUGCACAGGACCUCCUGGGCUCAAAGCUUCAGUUUUGCGGUUUUGCCUGGGCUUUCAGGGAUUUCUCUGGCACCAAGUGGCCAGAAAAUGGAGGAGCCAGGGCUCUUCCAGGUAUCUUUGCCUUGCUUGCAAAGCCGAGACCAGAAGCGCAAAGCUCUUUGUCGAUGGGGAUACGCAUAGCAUUGCCGAAGUGAAGGAAGCCAUCGAGAUGCUGCAAAACAAGGGUUUUGAUGUCUGGACCACUGUCUAUGCGGAGCCCAGAAGAGCGGAGAACAAGAACUGGGGAGAGUUUUUCACGGGACCUGCUACCUCUUUCUGCCCCGUUCCGCGGAGGGAAGACCUGGGUGAAGCCAAUGAUGAACAAAUGAUGGCAGACUUGAGGCUCUUGACAUGCUCCACCGCCAGGAGUGCAACAAGUGCAGGGCUUGCCAUCGCAGUGCUUACCUCCGACACUGACUUUCUGGAGACUCUUGCCUUUGCCACUGGACUGGGCAUCGACACGAUGGUUCUCAUCCCGCAGAGGCAUGUGAAUACCGCUCAAGCCUACAGGGGCAAAGGGUUUCAGGUGAUGCCCAUCCUACAACGCGAGAAUUGCAGCCCGAAAGUCCGUGCCAUACUGCACGGGGACGGAGGUGGCAGUGUGCGGAUCGAUAGCCCAUGCAGUUUCGGGGACUACGACCCUGCUACUUUGCACCAGUUGCUCCAGAACCGAGGGGUGAAGGGUGUGAAGAGUGAGACGUGGCAGCGGUAUCACGAUAACUUGGCUUUCGUCCUCCCCUGCGCUGCAAGAAGAGGUGGAUCGAAGGCCUCUGCACUGAGAAUUUAUGGGAGCCUGAGAGAUCGUCAGAUUUACCAGGGGGGAGGGCCCUUCAUGCUGCGAAGCUCGGAGGAGUUGGUGCCCCGGGUGCUGCAGAGGCUCGGGUAUUUGGAUCAGGAUCUGAAUGGAAGCCUAGCAGAAGCCAUCUUGGUUUUUGUGAACACGAACUACAACAAGGGCACUCUGAGGAAGAUGGACCUCCUGCCCAAGGUUUCGGAUUCUGCAGACCUUGCAGCGAAGAAGUUGCACGAGGCCUUCACCUCCACGGCGUCCCCCGGCAUUUGGCAGGUCGUGCCAAGCGAUCGAUUCCUCCGCCAGCUUCUGCAAAAGCGUGGGUUCAUGGACAACCUCGACGCCGACCCGGAGGAGCUUCUGAAAGCUAUGGAAAGAUAUGCCGAAGAUGCCCAACUGCCAAGAAUGGAGUCCUACAACGGCUACGCUUUCCGGAUCAAGCAGAGCUUGCAAGAGCUGAGCUCUGACCCGUCAAGAACAGGAGUCAUUGAGUUCGAGCUGCGC